Messenger RNA from Rhopilema esculentum, 662 nucleotides. RefSeq names its product microtubule nucleation factor SSNA1. Lineage: Eukaryota; Metazoa; Cnidaria; Scyphozoa; Rhizostomeae; Rhizostomatidae. The record is from RefSeq and is a predicted model, not a curated record. Gene Ontology annotation, cellular component: centrosome; ciliary basal body.
CCUAACAACAACACAACAGCAAAGUCUUCUCAAUAAACAAUUUUAUAACCCAUGCACAAAUCAGUGUUUGAACUGGUAAAAUAAGGAUUAAUUUACACGCGAAAUAAUGUCCCAGCAGGGAGCAGUUCUGCAGUCAUACAACAACGAACUUGUUAAGUGUAUUGAAGAUCUUUGCACUAAAAGAGAUGAGGUGCAGAGACAAAUUCUAGCAGAAGAGGAAGAGAAGGCAAAGCUACAAAAUGAUAUCCGAAUACUCACAGAAAAACUGGCUAAAGUAAAUGAAAGCUUGGCGAAAAAGAUAUCUUCACGUAAUGAGUAUGACAAAACAAUUGCUGAAACUGAAUCGGCUUAUAUGAGGAUCCUUGAAAGUUCACAAACACUGCUGCAUGUGUUAAAGAAAGAGGUUGCAAAAGAAAAGACCCCUCCAUCUAAGGAAAUGGGACAAAGUAUGCCCUCAAGGGACAAACCGUCAACAAGCAGUUAGUUAAUUAAUGUAUUUUCUUGUAAAUAAUAGUUGGUUUAUUACAGCUAUGUUGAAUAUGUCAUUUUUAAUUGCAUGGUUAAUGAAGUCCACUUUAAUAGACAGCCAAAUGCCUAAGAAAGUACUGUUUACUAUCUGGAUUUCUUGUUUAUUUCUGAUAAUAUAUUGACAAAUAGCUCUA